GGGGGUGGGGAGGCACGGGAGGGGGCGAGCGAGAGAGACGAUCAACAAACCUAAAUAACCCGACCGGGAGCCGCCUUCUGAUCCUGACUCGCUCCCGUCCCCAACGCGCAUCACUCAUCUUCGAUCUGCGGACCUGAGGAGUUUCGGAUCACCGCCGACGUCAUGACGCUCAAGACCUUCCUCGCGAGCUUGCUGCUCGCGGCACCCGCCCUCGCCCACCCGGGUCACCACGAGAAGGUGUACGCACACUCGGCCCUCCCGCUCGAGCGGAAGUCUCUCGCUCACUGCUCGGCCCAGUUCAACGAGCCCGAGUUUGUCAAGAGGACAGUACAGAUCCAUGGCCAGGAACUGGCGCGGUUGAAGCGGUCGCUAGGCCUCGACACGAAGAGGUCGAAGCACAGCCCGCGUGACUACGAAGAAGUUAACCGGAUUGACCACAAGAGCAACAAGACGGUUUCCGAGGGGAUGGAUCUUAGCACGCUGUUCUCGGACGCCGGCGCUUGCAUGCUGAUGCCCGCGGUCGACCAGGGCCCGUUGUACGUCAAAGGAGAGGAAGUCCGGAAAGACAUUACCAAUGGCGAGAAGGGUAUCCCCUUGACGCUGGCCAUCCAGGUCGUCGACUACAAGACCUGCGAGACGGUCCCGGAGGCCCACGUUGACAUCUGGAGCUCCAACUCCACCGGCAUCUACGUCGGUGUGCAGGGCUACCCCGGCAUGGGUGACCCCAACGACGCCUCCAUCCUCCAGGGCACCACUCUCCGCGGCGUGCAGCCGACCGACGAGCACGGCAUUGCUUCGUUCGACUCGCUCUUCCCCGGGCACUACGACGGGCGCGCCACCCACAUCCACGCCAUCGUCUACCUCGGCGCGACCGCGCAGCCCAACAACACCAUCACGGGCGGGCGGGCCGCGCACGUCGGGCAGAUCUACUUCGACCAGGGCCUGAUCACGGUCGCGGAGCAGCAGACGCCCUACAACAGCAACACGAUGCGCAUCACGCCCAACGUGAACGACUUCCUGUUCCGGCAGGGCGCUAACGGCGACGACCCGAUCGUGCGGUACGCGCUGGUGGGCGACGACAUCUCGCAGGGCCUGUUCGCCUGGAUCCGCUUCGGCAUCGACCAGAACGCCGACAAGCCCGUCAACCCGGCCGCCUUCUGGACCGAGAAGGGCGGCGUUAUGAACCCCACCGGCCCCAUCUCCCAGCUGCCCCCCGGCGGCUUCCCCGGCGGCGGCUGGCCUGGCUUCCCCGGCGGACGCAAGAAGAGGGCGGCGCGCGCUGCGGCGGCGGCGGCUGCUGCGAGGGCUGAGCAGGAUGCUGAGUAAAAGGGUUGGUUGGGCUUGGACUUGGUCGGAGCGGGUGGGUGGUGGCGGGGAGUCACGGCUUGGUACUGAGCAUGAAUUCGUGUUGUAUUCUGCUAGAGGGGAGAUAUCCUGGCGGCUUGGAUGUAUCGAUCCAUCGAUUCAGGAUAGCUGUCAGUCAUUACCAGAUAGAAAUAACUGAGUUGCAUCGACC
Messenger RNA from Chaetomium fimeti, 1516 nucleotides. RefSeq names its product Intradiol ring-cleavage dioxygenase. The transcript is spliced from 5 exons. Gene Ontology annotation, molecular function: oxidoreductase activity, acting on single donors with incorporation of molecular oxygen, incorporation of two atoms of oxygen; iron ion binding. Bases 163 to 1326 code for a protein of 387 amino acids. Lineage: Eukaryota; Fungi; Ascomycota; Sordariomycetes; Sordariales; Chaetomiaceae. The record is from RefSeq and is a predicted model, not a curated record.